Messenger RNA from Paramecium tetraurelia, 1779 nucleotides. RefSeq lists its product as uncharacterized. Gene Ontology annotation, cellular component: vacuole. Gene Ontology annotation, biological process: tetrahydrofolylpolyglutamate metabolic process. The transcript has 4 exons. NCBI's taxonomy places the organism in Eukaryota, Ciliophora, Oligohymenophorea, Peniculida, Parameciidae. The record is from RefSeq and is a predicted model, not a curated record. Gene Ontology annotation, molecular function: gamma-glutamyl-peptidase activity.
AUCUAAUUUAAAUUAUUUUACAAAUAAAUAAAGCCUAAUCGGAUUUGCCAUCCUGUAUCCAAUAAGAUAGUAUUAAUUAUUGUAUCAACCAUUAAUAAUUGGGCCAUUAAGUAUACUCUUGUUUCACUUAAAUCUAUCGACUGUAAGAUGACCCAGAAGAAUAAUGGAUUACUUAUACCUAAUUUUAUCUGAUGGUUAAUAUAUUUUGUGCUCAAAAAGUAAUAGAAAACAAAUACAUCAUAUAGUUAUCUCUAUUGGAAGAUUUAAAUAAUCUCUAUGAAGUGAUGAUUUUAUAAAUAAAUUAAAGUUAAGAAUAUUUGUAAAAUUUGAAAUAGGAAAUAUGGAACAUAUAAAAUCAAAUUAAUUUAAGUUAUUAAGAGUUGAAAAAAAAUAAAACAAUUGUAGACAACUUAAUUGUGGAAUAACAAGAGUUAAAUCUCUAAAUCUAAAAUCAAUUUUAACAAUUCUAGCAAUAAUUUAAAUAAUUUAAUAAAGAAAACUUAUCCCUCAUUAAACAGAACACGAUCAUAAUUACAAGCUUAAAGGAAUUCUUAUAAGAUAUUCUAUUAUAAAGGGCUAAUUAUAAAAUACUUCUUCAUUGUAUCAUUUUCAUCAUUCAUAAUUCCUUGACUAUAUUUUAUACAUGCUUUCUCUUAACUUAAGCAUAGUUUUGAACAACGAUAUAGAAUUAGUGUUUUUUCUUAUGAUAUUUCUUUAUUAAUUGAUUUUGUAGAUUAGACAUAGAAAUAAAUUUUAAGAAGCUUAUUAUACUUUAUAAUAACUAGAGUUUCUCAAAACUCCGAAUUUUAAGAAAAUGAUUAAAUAAUUAUAAAAUAUUACAUGAAAAUUAUUUUAUUCUUCGUUCUCCUAAUAGGAAUUCAUCACUCACUUAACUUAAAUCCUGUUAUAGGGAUCUUAACAAUACCAUCGGAUGAAGAUUAUUAAGACUACCCAUCUUCAUAAUAUUCAUAUAUCGCUGCUUCAUAUGUGAAAUACGUAGAAUCAUCUGGCGCAAGAGUUAUGCCAAUCCCUUAUGAGGCAGAUGAAGCUACCCUAGAUAAAUACUUUUCAUAGAUUAAUGGAUUGUUACUUACUGGAGGCACUUUGGAGUUAGAAACGGAGUAAGGGCCUUCUAAAUAUUUAUAAACAGUGACACAUCUAUUAAAUAAAGUUCUUAAAGCUAAUUAGUAAGGUGAUACAUUCCCUUUAUUUGCAAUCUGUUUAGGACAUUAGACUUUACAUUUUAUUUUAUCUAAUAAAGAUUAUGAUGUAUUAACUCCAGCUUCAGGAAUGGAGACUGUAAACAAGAAAUUAUUAUUUAAAGACAAAUAUAGCACAAUCUUUAUAGAUUUAAAAGAAUCAAUUUUCAAAUCAAUUGAGACAAAAGAAUAAGUUUAUUUUAAUACUGAUUGGGCGGUUUUGCCUUCAUAUUAUGAUACCCAUUCACAGCUAAACGAUUUCUUUAAGAUUGUUGCUUUAGUUAAAGAUUCAUAAGAAGUUGUUUCAAUAGCUGCAGCUGAAGCCAGAGAAUAUCCAAUUUUUUCAUUAGCUUUUCAUCCAGAAAAGGCAGCAUUCGAAUUCAAAAGUUAAUCAAAACACAAUUAAGAAUCUAUAUAAUUUGGUAGAAAUUUAAUAAAUCAAUUUACUCAAAUUGCUCGAGAGAAUAGUCAUAUUUUGUAGGAUUCUAAUUCGACCAUAUUUAAGAAUAACCCUAUUCAAUUGAGUAGUGCUUCAUUUGUAUAGAUAUACUUCUUUAAAUUGGGAGAAUUAGGUAUAUGA